AUGUCCAGACAGAUAGGACUGGAGGGGGUUCAGGCAUCAGUGUGUUCUCGAUGGGAUGCACAGAGCAACAAGGGCCUCUCUCUGGAUGGUGAUGUGAUAAUCGGAGGUCUCUUUAAUGUCUAUCACUUGCCUUCAUUUACAGAGCAGGACUUCACUAAAAAGCCAUAUUAUGAGCCUUGCACUGGUUUGAACUUGGUGCCAUUUAAGUUAAUGUAUGCUAUGGCAUUUGCGGUGGAGGAGAUAAAUCGUAACAACAGUCUGCUACAAGGAGUGAAGCUGGGUUACCGUAUGCUAGAUAGCUGUGGCCGAUACCCUUGGGCUCUGCAGUCAGCUCUGUCACUUAUUGGAGGAGACGCACACAGCUGUGGCCAGUCUGCUCCACUGAUCAUUGGGCCUGGAUUGUCUUCAACUGCAACAAUAUUAUCCAGGAUGCUGGGACCUCUCUCUGUACCACUUAUAAGUUAUUCAGCAACUUGCCCUUGUCUCAGUGACAGGGACAAGUUUACAAAUUUUUUCAGAACCAUCCCAAGUGAUGUUUACCAAGCUCGAGCCAUUGCCCGAUUAGUUUUACACUUCAAAUGGACUUGGAUUGGAGCAGUGAUAGCAAACGAUGAUUAUGGUCAUUCUGCAUUACAGGUGUUUCAAGAGGAGAUUCGAGGGAAAAGGAUCUGUUUAGAAUUUAUUCAGACUCUGAGCUGGGAAAAACUAACAAAUGAUGCCAAAAAAUCAGCAAUUACAAUUAAAACUUCAACUGCAAGGGUGAUUCUGAUUUUUUGCUGGUAUACAGGAGUAAUUCAACUCUUUCUUGAACUGGCCAAGAAAAAUGUGACUGACAGACAGUUUCUUGCCAGUGAGGCCUGGAGCACGAGAGAUGAUCUUCUGAAAAAUGUUGCCCUCUCUAAUUUGUCAAGUGGCGUUGUUGGUGUGGCCAUUCGAAGUUCACCAAUACCUGGAUUUGGAAAUUAUAUCAGAAAUUUAAACCCAUAUCACCGUCCAGAUGAUGUGUUCUUUAGAGAAUUCUGGGAACAACAGUUUGGAUGUAGUCCUGGAGCUUCCCUUCAAAAAUCUUCCCUUCCACCUUGCAGUGGAACAGAGUCUCUAGAGGAUGUGCAAAAUCACUUUACAGAUAUGGCGCAUCUGAGGUUGACAUAUAAUAUCUAUCUUGCUGUUUAUGCAGCAGCUCACGCCCUUCACAGCCUUCUCUCCUGCCCAAACAGAGACAGUCCUACAAACAACAGCUCCACCUGCUCCUCUGCAAAACAUAUCAAACCCAGAGAGCUUUUACAGCACUUUAAUAAAGUGAAUAUCUCCACACCACAUGGAGAAAUGUUUUACUUCCAAGGGGCUGAUAUUCCACCCAAGUAUGACCUUGUCAACUGGCAGAAAACCCCUGAGGGUUCACUUAAACUUAUGUUGGUUGGUCAUGUAGAUGAGUCUGAUAUCCACCUAAAUGAAUCAGCUAUUCAGUGGAGCACAGGAUCCAGUGAGGUUCCCGUCUCAGUGUGCAGUAAGAGCUGUCCCCCAGGUACCCGAAUGGCCAACAGGAAAGGAGAACCUGUUUGCUGCUUUGACUGUAUUCCAUGUGGAGAAGGAGAAAUUAGUAAUAUAACAGGUUCCCUCCACUGUGAACGUUGUCCAUCUGAGUUUUGGUCCAAUACUGAGCGAACUGUCUGUAUACGUCGUCAGACAGACUUUCUUUCCUUUAAUGAAACACUGGGCAUUACUCUGACUACAGUAGCUGUGUCUGGUGUCAUAGUGACAACAGCUGUGUUUGUGGUUUUUCUGUACUACCGUCAAACACCUAUGGUCCGAGCCAACAACUCAGAGCUGAGUUUCCUUCUUCUUCUGUCACUGAAGCUCUGCUUCCUGUGUUCUUUGUUAUUUAUUGGUCGUCCAUCAGUCUGGUCUUGUCGGUUCCAGCAGGCAGCCUUUGGGAUCAGCUUUGUACUUUCUGUUUCCUGUCUUCUGGUGAAGACCAUGGUGGUUCUGGCAGCUUUCCGCUCAGCUCGUCCCGGUGCUGCAGCUUUGAUGAAGUGGUUUGGUCCAGGUCUACAGAGAGGAAGUGUCUGCCUGUUCACCAGUGUACAGAUCAUCAUCUGCUCCAUAUGGUUAUCUCUCAGUCCUCCAGUACCUCACCGUGACUUGGGUAUCCAAGGGUCAAAGGUCACUCUGGAGUGUGCCAUGGCCUCUGUGGUGGGCUUCUCUCUGGUUCUGGGCUACAUCGGUCUGCUGGCCUGCACCUGCCUCCUCUUGGCUUUUCUUGCCAGGAAACUCCCUGACAACUUCAAUGAGGCCAAACUGAUCACUUUCAGCAUGCUGAUAUUUUGUGCUGUUUGGGUGGCCUUUGUCCCUGCUUAUGUUAGCUCUCCUGGGAAAUAUGUGGUUGCUGUUGAAAUUUUUGCAAUCCUGGCCUCCAGUUAUGGUUUACUGUUCUGUAUCUUUGCCCCAAAAUGCUUUAUCAUUCUUUUGAGACCUGAAAAGAACACAAAGAAACAUCUGAUGGCCAGAUGA
This is a messenger RNA of Sphaeramia orbicularis (orbiculate cardinalfish), 2511 nucleotides long. Its product is annotated as extracellular calcium-sensing receptor-like. Gene Ontology annotation, cellular component: plasma membrane. The transcript is spliced from 13 exons. The record is from RefSeq and is a predicted model, not a curated record. Gene Ontology annotation, biological process: G protein-coupled receptor signaling pathway. NCBI's taxonomy places the organism in Eukaryota, Metazoa, Chordata, Actinopteri, Kurtiformes, Apogonidae. Gene Ontology annotation, molecular function: G protein-coupled receptor activity. Bases 1 to 2511 code for a protein of 836 amino acids.